CAAAAAGAAGAAGAAGCUAUUUCCGUGUUACGUCUCAGUGAGAACCUUGCUAAGCAAGAUGGAUUAUUGGAAUGAACCCAAGGUGUUAUAUGAGGUUUUUUAAAUAAACACGCUUAUUCUUGAAGCUGAUGUGAAAUGGCAGGGGUGUUUCUAGCCACACUCUACGAGUACUCUCCGCUCUUUUAUAUUAGUGUGGUGUCGCUUUGUUUCGUUGUAACCGCUGCUAUGGUCCUCGGCUGGUUUGGCUUUGACGUUCCAGUUAUACUUCGCAGCUAUGAUGAGCAAGAGCCUAGCUUACCAGCCGCUGAGAAACAGAUGGUUCAGGUGACCAAUCCCUUCGCCCUGGAGUUGGGUUCUGGAUCAGCAAGUGUUACCGACGGUGUGCUGGUGAGACCUUGUUGUCUGGAGUCCUGUGUCCUGAGCUGUUUCUGGGGCUGUGAGGUCAGUACCCUACAAGGAGUGCUACAUGCCCACCAGCAUGGCAUGAUGCUCAGCACCCACCAGCAUUUCCAGGAAGCCCUGAACCUCCACUACUAUUAUUGCCAGAAAUUCCACAUCAGCAGUGAAGAUAGAGCGGAGCGGCACGCACAGAUCCCCGCUGAUCAGGGCAUCACUGAUUUUGGACCACUGCCAAGACAGCGCUACCCUCUCGUGGCUGUGCUGACCCUGGAAGAGGCACAAGAAAGACACGUGAACGACAUUGUGGCUAGUGUCAUAGUUAUUCAUGUUCCUGAUGACAAAUACAAGCUUUCUGCACGGAUUCUCUUCCAGUACCUCCUCACCUCACAAGGGAGCAUGUACGAGUUAAAGCCUCUUUUCAUGUCUGCUGACAGCGGGGGGAUGUCUGGGUCUGCUGAUUCGGGGCACACUUUCACACCCAGUGACACUCAGAGCGAGGAUCAGAUCCCAGUGAUGGAGGAGGAGGACUGGUCAGAGGGGACGGAGGGCAGAGACUGUGUGGUGUGUCAGAAUGCAGCAGUGAACAGGGUGCUGCUGCCCUGCAGACACGCCUGCAUGUGUGACAGCUGCGUGUCCUUUUUCCAGCACUGCCCCAUCUGUAGAGCCUUUGUCCAGGAGUCGUUUGCACUGACACAGAGCAAUGACUGUCAGUGAACUGGUGAACAUGAUAGAAGAGAUGACUACAAGGAUCUGUCGCCUGUGUGACAGGUGUUUUGGUUAGCAGCAGAUCAGACCUGUCUGUGCUCCUUUAAGGUCUGGUGGCUUUCUUUAAAACAUUCUCCAGGACUUUACAGCGUUACCCAACUUCUGCAGUGCUUCAGCUAGCCUCUGGGAUAGUUUCCUUUCUACGAGAGUGACACUGCCUCCACCAUACAUGGAAGGAUGUUCUCGGGUUGUUCUGCAGUACUUUUGUUACACUAAACAGUUCCUCAUGUUCACUCAGUUCUUCAGCAAACAGGAGUGUUCACAGUAAUAUUGUGAUGUUUUCUGCCUCCUCUUGCUGAAAGUGGCAUCACUGUGACCGCUUAUGUUGUGGUUGUUACUCACAAAAGUAAUGGAUUAGAUAUUACUUGAUAAUCUUCCUAAAAGUAAUACAUUAUAUUACCUAUAUUCACCACUUUUGUGUUACUCCAUAAUUGUCUUAUAGUUACCAGUUAAUAAUUUAAAACUACAGUUCUGCACAACAUGCAUACAAGCUGUGUUGUACUUUUGACAUAUGAACAGAAAAACAGCCCAGAGUGAUGGCCGGGGUGAUUCUAUGGUAGAAACAGGUGGAAGUGGAAGCUACAAGGUUAUUGUUGGCUUUGUUUUUCUUGUCCUUUAAUUCAAUAAAAAGAUUGUCCAGAGUUUAGUUUCACUGUUGAUGCUCAUUAACUAAACUCUGGAACAUUGUCCAGCUCCAACUUCUGAGUUCUGUGUCAAACUACACAGCAAAACUUUGAUGCAUUAGAAGGAACAGCAUACAUUUUCACUUCUAUGAUAAUACUUUAUCUUUCCGUGAUAAUUAAACUGCAGGUGUUUCUGUAAGACUUAAAGACCUUGAUGACCUCUAAUUUCUUGUUUGCUUACUCUGGAUGGCAUCAUCAUAUCAAACGUAGACUGAGCCCAUGUUUGACGUUUGUUUUUAUAUUUUCAUUCAGUCUUUUAUUUACAGCAUGUUUUAAGUGACAAUAUAAUGGUGGAAUAUGUUUUAUAUGAGCAGUGUGCAGCCUGCUGUACUAAAAUCAGUGCGUCGCAUGGUCACCGGAACAUGCGUGUAUUAAUUUGGUGAUUUAUUAAAUGUAUGAAUGUUGUACUUGAUUCUAAUCUGCUGCUGAGUCUCUUACGCUGAAGAAAAUAAUGCAGAUAACAAAGAACACACAUCACGAACACUCGUUCAACCAAUCGCAUUCAUUUCACUUUGACCUGCAAUAAACUGAAGCAUUCAUCUCUUUUA
This is a messenger RNA of Pundamilia nyererei, 2395 nucleotides long. RefSeq names its product cell growth regulator with ring finger domain 1 (gene cgrrf1). The transcript has 6 exons. Gene Ontology annotation, biological process: negative regulation of cell growth. Bases 136 to 1113 code for a protein of 325 amino acids. Lineage: Eukaryota; Metazoa; Chordata; Actinopteri; Cichliformes; Cichlidae. The record is from RefSeq and is a predicted model, not a curated record.